CCUCCACCUCCUCCUCCAACCCCUCUCCUCAUCAGCCAGAGCCGCGCUUCCGAGGCCAUGGCAGACGCCAAUGCCAUUGCUCCAGCGCCGCCGAGCCCAGCUGCCUUUCCCGGCAUGCCUUACGCCGCCGACGCCUCGUCGCCUGCGCCCGACGCAGCCAGCAUUCUGCGCGCGGGCAUGCCGCCUCUCGCCGCGGCCGAAGCCGAGUCGCUCCCUGCCUUCGACGACUCAGCAGCCUCAGCAUCUCCUUCCACCUCUGCCACGCCCCCAGCAGAGCCCACGGCGGCACCGCACAAUCUCGAGUCCGCCCAGGCCGCGCUGGCGGCGGGUCAGAUCCCGCGUGAUGCUUUGCGCCUCUCUUCCAUUCAGCUCGAAGGCUGUCCUUCCCUCCGCCGUUCCUUCCUCCAGCGCCUCAUCUCUCCCUACAUCACGCCUGCGCCCAGCAGCGCGCCCAUGAGCGUGACUGCCGCGCUGCAGCGCGCGUGGGCGGCGCAUCGAGCCGAGCUGCCGAGGGCGGGCGAGGCGACGGAGUUGUUGGCGCUGCUGGCAGUCGCACGCAGCGUUGCGGGCGACCUGCAGGCGCUGGAUCUCUUCGACUCUAUAGAUGCAUCUGUCCUUCCUUCCUCUUCUUCCUCCGGGCCGGAAGAAGUAGACCUCCUCUUUACGCUGCGUGAAAAGUCACGCGUGCUGCUGAAGAGCUCGACGGACGUGGGCAAUGGCGAAGGAUCGGCUAGUAUUCAGGGGAGAGUGCGGAAUUGCUUUGGCGGCGCCGAGUGCCUCGAGGGCAACGCAACUGUGGGCACUCGGACUCGGAGGAGCUUCAAUGUCUCUCUCUCCGCCCCUCUGCUCGCCAAUCCCGAUCAUCAAGCCUCCCUCUCCGCCUACGCGCUCGAUCGGGACUGCUCCAACUAUCUCUCCUGCAGCGAGGGGCUACGCGGCGCUCGUGUAGCUCUGCGAUCAAGCUUGGCGCCGGGCGUCUCGCAUGAGAUGGCAUACGAGUUGGUCUGGCGACAGUUGGGACGCUUGGCUCCUUCCGCCUCCCUCUCUGUGCGCCGCCUGGCUGUGCCCACUCUCAAGUCCAGCCUCAGCUACACCUACGCGCGCGACACGCGUCUCGAUGCUCUUCUCCUCAACCCCGCCGGCUCGUCCUUCAAGUUCUCCUCCGAGCUCGCAGGCCUCGGCGGCGACACAGCCUUCCUCAAGAGCGAAGUCGACUAUUUCCGUCCGAGAGCCUUUGGUGCUGGCUGGGCAUACACGAUUGCGGCCCGGGCGGGAGCGAUGAAGAGCCUGGAUGCAAGAGCCACGCCGCUCGUCGAUCGCUUCCAUCUUGGGGGGCCCAUCUCGCUGCGCAUGUUCCGGCACAACAGUCUCGGACCGAAGGAUGGCCUGGACUCAUUAGGCGGCGACGCCUACUGGGCAGCCGGCGCCAGUCUUCUUGCGCCAAUGCCGUAUCGCGCAGAAUGGCCGCUCAAGCUGCACGCCUUCGUGAAUGCCGGACAGGUCUGUGCCCUCGAUCAGUCGCAACCACUGCGGCCAGCAGCCUUUGCGCCUCUCGCGCAGCCUUCCUCCUCCGCAGGCAUCGGCAUCGUCUACACGCAAGGUCCGCUGCGCGUCGAGCUGAAUGCGGGCCUGCCGCUCACUGCGCGCAUGGGCGACGGCACGAGGAAGGGCUUCCAGCUCGGCAUCGGGCUCACUUUCCUCUAGUCUGGCCGUGCAGCUCUCCCUUGCCACUGCUGCCGCAAGAGAGAGCGAAUGAGAGGUUUUCACCGCUCACAUCGAUGCCCGACGCAGAGGAGAAUGAAAGGGGUAUUUGCGGCAAGGGCGAAUGGAGCCUGCGAGUCUCGUCCGCGUCUACAGGCAGCGCGGUGGCGGCGAUGGGGAGAAGCCAGACGGGAGGAGCAUGCUGCGGCGCCAGCAUGGGGCCGCGGCGGCGAGGCUGAGCAGCGAGCUCAGAUGGGCCCGCCAGACCCCGAUCAUGGCGCGCUCAGCGAGAGUGCUGCUGCAGCGCUUGUGGCCGUCG
Tilletiopsis washingtonensis is the source of this 2020-nucleotide messenger RNA. RefSeq lists its product as hypothetical. Gene Ontology annotation, cellular component: SAM complex; outer membrane. Bases 58 to 1704 code for a protein of 548 amino acids. The record is from RefSeq and is a predicted model, not a curated record. The transcript has 7 exons. NCBI's taxonomy places the organism in Eukaryota, Fungi, Basidiomycota, Exobasidiomycetes, Entylomatales. Gene Ontology annotation, biological process: protein insertion into mitochondrial outer membrane.